AUGCCUGUUCUAAAUCUCAGCGAGCUCAAUAUUGUGCUCAGCGUCUUGGGCGCUUUCACGAUACUGUAUGGUAUCAUCUCUGUCAAAAUCAAGCAGGCUUGGUAUCUUGGUGAAGCCCUCCCCGCCGUCUUCAUUGGCGUCAUCCUCGGACCUUUAGCAGCCAAAUUUAUCGAGAGCGAGAAAUGGGGCUCUGUCGAACCAGGCCAGACUAACGCCAUCACUCUGAACCAGGGCGUCGCUCGGGUUAUGAUUGGCGUUCAGCUCGUCAUCGCAGGUUACCAACUCCCAGCCAAAUAUGGUCUCACACGGUGGAAAGAAAUGGCACUUUGCCUUCUCCCCAUCAUGACCGUCAUGUGGCUCUGUACAACAGCCUGUAUCAUGCUCACGAUUCCCAAAUUAACACUCCUGGCCGCUCUCGUCAUCGGCUCCUGCGUCACCUGCACCGAUCCCAUCCUAUCACAGGCCAUCGCCAAAGGCCCUUUCGCCGAUAAAUAUGUCGCUCGUCCACUACGUGAGAUCAUCUCUGCCGAAGCGGGUGCCAAUGACGGUUUCGGAUUCCCGUUUUUGAUGCUUGCUACAUACUUGAUUCAGCAUGCGGAGAUCCCUGGUGCUGCUGCCAAGGCUGGAGCCGCAGGUGAAGCCGGUCAUUCCAUUGCUCAUGCUUUGAUGGCUCGUGCUGGUGAGGUUGGACGUCUGGGUGGUGGAGUUGGAGUGGCUCUCACAGAAUGGUUCGUUGAGACGUGGCUGUAUACCAUUGUCUUGUCCAUUGCCUAUGGUGCCGUUGUUGGGUAUGGAUCUUGCAAGGCUGUUCGCCUUGCUCUGAGAUGGAAGUGGAUCGAUAACGAGUCUUACGUCCUCUUUCCCACAGCCCUGGGCCUGUUCAUCGUCGGAACCUGCGGAGCUCUCGGCACUGACGACCUUUUGGCCUGUUUCGUCGCUGGCUGCGCCUUGAACUGGGACGGCCACUACCUCCGCGAGACUGAACUCCGUCACGACGAAGUUAAUUCAUGUGUUGACGUCCUUCUCAAUUUCGGCGGAUUCAUGUACAUCGGUGCUAUUCUGCCUUGGUCAGACUUCAACGACCCUACUGGCACUGGCAUCACAUGGGGUCGUCUUCUAGGUCUUGGACUCCUCGUUCUCAUCUUCCGCCGAUUACCCGCCAUUUUUGCCUUUUAUAAGCUGAUGCCUGGUGUUUGCAUAAAUUGGAAAGAGGCACUCUUCAUGGGUUAUUUCGGACCCAUCGGCGCUGGCGCCGUUUUCUAUGUUGAGCACGCCAGACAUUUGUUUCCGCAUGAUGGUGAGGGUGAUGAGGAGGAGACCAACCUCGUGCGAGCUAUGGGGCCAACAGUUUACUGGCUCGUGCUGUUCUCUAUCAUUGUCCACGGUCUAUCGAUCCCUGCGCUCAACGUCUUUUAUCACUACACCGGCAAGGCGCCUAUCAAGGAGGAUGCUGUUGAGCUGAGGCGCAUUUCCAUGCAGGUUGCCACCCCUGCCAAUGCGGUGGCUGGCGAUAAGGAUACUUUUAUUGCGUACAAUCGCUUUAGUCGCCAUGUCGAUGCCAAUGCUGUCGGCUUGCCGGUUAGCAGGUCUGCUAAUGAGGAUCAUGAGUUUUCUGAUGACGAGGAUCUUGACAAGGAGCGCCAAUCUCCGAAGAAGGGUGGUUUGACAUUUGUCUAA
This is a messenger RNA of Fusarium redolens, 1677 nucleotides long. RefSeq names its product Cation/H+ exchanger. Gene Ontology annotation, biological process: sodium ion export across plasma membrane; regulation of membrane potential; proton export across plasma membrane. Gene Ontology annotation, molecular function: sodium:proton antiporter activity. Lineage: Eukaryota; Fungi; Ascomycota; Sordariomycetes; Hypocreales; Nectriaceae. The transcript is spliced from 5 exons. The record is from RefSeq and is a predicted model, not a curated record. The coding region runs from base 1 to 1677 and encodes 558 amino acids. Gene Ontology annotation, cellular component: plasma membrane.